ACCUCUCAGAUCCCAGCAGCUUUGAGGGUCGCUCCUCUUCAGCAUGGGGGGACUUAUUCACGUGCUGCUGGGCUUGUGUGCUCUGCAUCUGUUUCACAGUUGUAGUGUUUCCUCCAGAGCUUCCAGGAGGCUGUGGACCUCUGCUAACAACAGGAGCACCAGAGCUGUGAGCACGCUGGUGCCCAUCAACUGUAAACAGGGAGGCUGGUCAUCCUGGACAACAUGUAACUCCUGCACAGACAAGUCGUUCCGUUUCCGGUACUUGGAGAAGCCGUCCCAGUUCGGUGGGAUAACCUGCAUCGAUUCCUUGUGGGGCCGGCAGGCGUGUCCAGCAGCGACCACCCAGUGCCUGGUAGACGACUACUGUGGAGAGAGCUUCACCUGCAGCGGAACAGGACGCUGCAUCAGCCAGUCUCUGCGCUGCAAUGGAGAAGCCGACUGUGAUGAUUUCUCUGACGAAGACGAGUGUGAACAGUUCAACCAGAGGGACGACAAGUGUUCCACCCUCUUGCCCAUUCCUGGCGCUGAACGUGGCACUCAGGGGUUCAGCAUCCUGACAGGCGACUUCAUGGAUCAAGUACUCGACCCAAAGUACUUUGGAGGACAGUGUGAAUAUGUCUAUAAUGGUGAAUGGAGGAAGUUCUCUUACGACGCAUUCUGUGAGAGCCUGCACUACAACGAAGACGAGAAAAACUACCGGAAACCCUACAAUUACCACGCCUACCGUUUUGUGGCCGAAGCAACAUCUAAAGGCUCCCACGAAUACUUUGAAGACAUGCAGAGCCUGCUGAAGGCCAGGGGUUCCAUGUCAUCGUUCAAUCUUGGUUUCACAGUCGGGGUGCAGUAUGUGAAAGUGGGAUUAAGUGGCAGUACGGAGUCCGAGUUUCUCAGCAACCUAACACGGUUUAGCAGCCAGGACCGGGCGUUCCUUAGAGUUUGGUCCCAAGUGCAAACGGCCCAGUUCAAGAUGAGAAGCAACCAACUGAUGCUCCACGAGGACUUCUACGUGGCUCUCAUGGAGCUCCCUGAGCUGUACGAGUUUGGGACGUACUCCCGCUUCCUGGACACAUUCGGCACUCACUACGUCACGGAGGGCACCAUGGGAGGGACGCUGGAGUACAUUUAUGUUCUCAAUAAAAGAGCCAUGGCAGAGUCAAAUAUCGAAGUUAAUAAGGCUCAAUCGUGCCUCGGUGCCUCUCUGGGCAUAAGUUAUCCAGUUAACGACGCUCUGAAGGUUGAUUUUGGCGUGAAAGGGAAAGCAUGUCCUGGUGGUCAUGAUAUCUUUCAAAGUGCAGACUCCAGCUCAGGUACGGUUGAUGACAUCGUCGCUCAGGUGAAAGGGGGCGUCACGGAGACGGGCGCUGGGGUGUUGGCCAUCAGGGACCCUGACACAUACAAGAAGUGGGGAGCGUCUCUCAAAUACAACCCGGUCUUGAUCGAAUAUGAGACCAUGCCCAUCUACGAGCUGGUGCGCCUCAGUACGGCCGCUGCUCACGUGGGGGCCAGGGGGGCCAACCUGGAGAGGGCUGUGGACGAAUACCUGCAGAUGUUCGACCCGUGUCGCUGCGCCCCCUGCAGACACAACGGGGUGCCUGUCCUCUCCGGCACCUCCUGCAGCUGCAUCUGUAAGUCAGGCUACCAGGGGAUGGCCUGCGAGGAGACGCUCAGGAGAGAUGCCGUUACAGAUGGCUCGUGGUCGUGCUGGGGGUCAUGGUCGUCCUGUGCAUCGGGGAGGAAGACGAGGACCAGGGCCUGCAGUAAUCCUGCUCCUGAUGCGGGGGGCGCGGCCUGCCUGGGCUCCCCCACACAGACCCGCUACUGCUGAAAACAUCCUCCGUUCCUUCAGGCUCAGGAUGCUUUUCUGUGCAGAGGAGGCAUAAAACUCUCCUGCAAUCCUGCCAUCAAUAAUUCCAUGUCUUUUCAUGUCACACCAUAUAUCAAAGGCAGUAAUAAAUGUCUUGUGUGCUCA
Cololabis saira (Pacific saury) is the source of this 1969-nucleotide messenger RNA. It is a transcript of the gene c8a, whose product is annotated as complement component 8, alpha polypeptide. The record is from RefSeq and is a predicted model, not a curated record. Gene Ontology annotation, cellular component: membrane attack complex. The coding region runs from base 44 to 1825 and encodes 593 amino acids. The transcript has 11 exons. Gene Ontology annotation, biological process: immune response. Lineage: Eukaryota; Metazoa; Chordata; Actinopteri; Beloniformes; Belonidae. Gene Ontology annotation, molecular function: protein binding.